ACCACUAGGGUAGUUAGCAUUGUUUUUGAGAGGUAAACAAAAAUCUGUUUCAUAAUUUGGUAAAGAAAUCUUCUUUUAUCAUAAAGUUUGGAUACUUAUAUUCAUUGGAAAGUGUUGGUUUGAGUUUUAGCAGGAAAUAAAUUCAAUUAAAAGUAUUAGAAAAGAUAUCAAAUAUGAGUUGAUCAACCUAAACACUUAUUAGACUUGAUGUUUCUGUGGUAUGGAAAACUUUGGCAUGACAAUUCAUACCAUGAUCACGUGAAGCACUUGGCAGCAAUUUCCGUGAUAACGUACAUGAAUCUCCUAGGACUGUGUGUAAAGGAAUCGCGCUCCGGCUUGUUUCAAAUUGCUCUUAUUCUCCUGGUUUAUUACAGGCAACACGACAGAGGCUAGUGGUUAUACAGUCAGACAUUUGGUGCAUCUAAUAAGGUGUAAUUUGGAAUAAUAGUAAUGUCUGCGUCAAAACUUUUAACGAUGCCAAGGCCGGAAGAUGCGUUACCAGGUAGAGAAGAGAAAAUGGUCGUAGCAGCGAGACAUGUUGUUAAUGGCAACCCAACGCUACCUCCAUUUCCGGAGCGCACGCAGAUAGCGAUGUUUGGAAUGGGGUGUUUCUGGGGAGUAGAAAGGUUAUUCUGGAGUCAACCGGGUGUGUAUUCUACACAGGUUGGUUAUUCAUCCGGCUUCUCAAGUAAUCCAACCUACGAAGAAGUGUGUACGGGUAGAACUGGUCAUGCCGAGGUUGUCAGGGUAAUAUAUGAUCCAGAAAUUAUCUCUUACACAGAUCUUUUAAAGAUAUUUUGGGAAAAUCAUGACCCCACCCAAGAGAAUCGCCAAGGUCGGUACCAGGGAACCCAAUAUCGGUCUGGUAUAUACUACUAUUCAAGCGAUCAAAAAACUAAGGCAGAGGCGUCGAAGGACAAAUAUGACCGUCUGUUAGAAAGUGAAGGUCAUGGUAAAGUCGUUACAGAAAUAAAGCCUGUUUCAGAGUUUUACUAUGCAGAGGAUUAUCAUCAACAAUAUUUGUACAAGAACCCAGAUGAAUAUUGUGACCUUAAAGGAACUGGAGUUAGUUGUUCCUAAAGCUGUACACGUGACUUUAAACAUACUCUUUCACUGUCGCCAUAUUGAUAAAACGAAUAACACAUUUACUGGCUGAUGUCAUGUUUUGACGUUACCAAUAAAAUAUAGUUUUAUAUAACACCAAAAAAAAAAAAAUAAAUAAAUAAAAUAAAACACCAUCUAUCCUUGGUUGCAUAGGAAACUUAGAACAUCACAAUACGCAUUUCCUUGUAUUUCAAGGUGACAACGUAAACAGAACCAAAGUUUCAACGCAACGAUAAUAGUAUGUGUAAAAAAAUAUCAGGGUAACAACAUCAGGUUUAUACAAGUUCCUUCGACUGCAAUGCGAGAGAGAAUAUUUUGUUAUCAAUUUACCAUCUCAUCCAUUACUAACAAGAUGUAAAUGUAUGAAGUUCAAUUUUUGUUGUUGCUGUUGUUGUGUUUUUGGGUUGGUUUGUUUUGGUUUUUUUUCCUUUGUUUUUUUUUUAAUUAUGUUUCAAUGAGCAUGUCAGCAUAAACUACUUGUAGUUUGUCGUCUGAUUUAUCAUGUGCUUGACUAUGUACAGUUCCUACACAACUAUGCUUUGAACCGUAGUAAACCAUAUAAUGAACGCAAAAAGGGAUGCUGCAUUUAAGAAAUAAUUUAUAGCAAAACGGUAUUUUAACAUUAUUUAUACACGAUGGGCGGUUAUACACGAGGGCGUAGCCCGAGUCAAUUAUUUCAUGCGACUUGUAACCGCCGAAUAGUUUUAACUUAAAUAUGGACAUGAUGUGAAUGGAAUGCGAAAGCUAUAAUUGUACUGUUUAGAUAAAUGCUUUAGAAAAUAUUAAAGACAUUUAAUUUGA
Molecule: messenger RNA, 1905 nt
Organism: Mercenaria mercenaria
Lineage: Eukaryota; Metazoa; Mollusca; Bivalvia; Venerida; Veneridae
Product: peptide methionine sulfoxide reductase MsrA 2-like
Exons: 6
Coding region: 451-1080 (209 amino acids)
Biological process (GO): cellular response to oxidative stress
Cellular component (GO): cytoplasm
Molecular function (GO): peptide-methionine (S)-S-oxide reductase activity
Source: RefSeq, a predicted model, not a curated record